GCUCAUCAAGAAAUGUGGAGCCACUGUUUAUAACAAUGGGAGGAAAGAGAUACAAUACAUACAUACCUUUUUCUUUCUUUUCUUAUAUGCCACCUUCGUAAGCACUAAAUAAAUCCCCGCACCCAAAUUAUAACUAGAAAAACGGAAUCUUCUCCUUCUCUCUCUUCCAUCUUUUCCCCUAAACAAUUUGUCCACUUUCUCGUAUUUACCCAUCAAAUCAACUCCAAAUUCAUUCCGUUUUGUUCAUCUCUAAAAUAAUGGAAAUUACUUUCUUCUGCUACUCUACAGUUACUUGCAACUUUUUCCCCUUGUAAUCAAUUACAAAGACGAGGAUAUUUUGUAAAUUGUGUAUUUUUUAAUUUUUUCUUUCAUUGUGAAUGGCGAUGGACGACAACGAGAGUUGCGGAAGCAGAGCGAUGGAGCCGUUAUCGCCGAAGCAAAAUCGGCUACAGAGGCAGAAGGCGGAAGUGUUUAGCCAAGUGCUCACUAGACUCCAGGAUUUGAAUCUCGAAGAGGUUAAACUCCCUGGCUUUGAAGACCAGCUUUGGCUUCACUUUAAUCGCCUCCCUGCUCGAUAUGCAUCGGAUGUGAAUGUGGAAAGAGCAGAAGAUGUGCUCAUGCAUAAGAGAUUGCUCGACAUAGCAGAGGAUCCUGAGAAUGGACCUGCCUUUGAUGUCCGCCUUGUGCAGGUUCAGCCUAUGUACACUGGAGUGUCAACCAAUACUGUUGAUGUAGAUCCUUCAGUUAACGAAGAAAUCCCAAGCAUUCAUCCUCCUCCAACUUUUGGUUCAUCACCAAAUCUUCAAGGCCUUGAAAUUCAUGAUGAUAAAGCUCAUGUAAAUGAUGGAGAUAGUGAUAUCAAUUCAACUUUGCGGACAACCAGGCCAAUGCACGAGAUUACUUUUUCAACAAUUGACAAGCCAAAAACGCUCACUCAGUUGACCAAUAUAAUUUCUGAGAUUGGUCUGAACAUUGAAGAGGCCCAUGUUUUUUCAACUACUGAUGGUUUCUCCUUGGAUGUCUUUGUGGUUGAUGGAUGGCCAUAUGAGGAGACAGAGUUGCUUAAGAGUGAGGUGCAAAAGGAAAUUACGAGGAGCAAGGAGCAGCCACAGGCCCUGCCUCGAAUGAAUGAGCCAGGUCAAACAUCUGAAUCAGGUUCCGAUAGUGUAAAAAUACCUACUGAUGGAUCUGAUGACUGGGAAAUUGAUAUCCGCCUGCUGAAAUUUGAAAACAAAGUAGCAUCUGGGUCAUUUGGAGAUCUGUAUAAAGGCACAUACUGUAGCCAGGAAGUGGCUAUAAAAGUUCUCAAGCCUGAAAAUUUGAAUAUGGAUAUGGUAAAAGAGUUCUCUCAGGAGGUCUUUAUAAUGAGGAAAAUUCGGCACAAAAAUGUUGUUCAAUUUAUAGGGGCAUGCACACGACCUCCAAACCUGUGCAUCGUGACAGAGUUCAUGACCAGAGGAAGCAUCUAUACUUUUUUGCACAAGCAAAGAGGUGCUUUUAAGCUUCCUACUCUUCUGAAGGUUGCAAUUGAUGUUUCUAAGGGAAUGAGUUAUCUGCACCAGAAUAACAUAAUUCAUCGGGAUCUGAAGACUGCCAAUCUUCUGAUGGAUGAACAUGGAGUUGUUAAGGUUGGUGACUUUGGGGUUGCUAGAGUGCAGACUCAAACUGGGGUGAUGACUGCAGAAACUGGAACGUAUAGAUGGAUGGCUCCUGAGGUGAUUGAACACAAACCCUAUGACCACAAGGCUGAUGUUUUCAGCUUCGGUAUAGUGCUGUGGGAACUUCUGACUGGAGAAAUUCCAUAUGCGUACUUAACACCAUUACAAGCAGCAAUAGGUGUGGUGCAACAGGGUCUAAGGCCAACAAUUCCUAAGAGCACUCAUCCAAAGCUUGCUGAACUUCUUGAGAAAUGCUGGCAGCAGGACCCAACUCAGAGACCAGAUUUCUCGGAGAUUUUGGAUAUUCUGAAGCAACUAACUAGGGAGGUUGGAGAUGAUGGAGAGGACAGACACAAGGACAAAUCAAUCGGUAGCUUUUUCUCGGCCCUUAGAAAGGGCAAUCACUGAGAAUUUACUAAAGAGAGGAGGGUGAUCGGCCUUCAGCUUUUGUCUCGGUGUACAGAUUCUCAGAUGACCAGACUUGAUCUGAUUAGUUUUUGAAAAUCAUGGUUUUUAUUUAAUGUCGCUUGGCAUUCUUUUACUGUUCCUAAUUUGGUCAGGGGUGCAAGCUGGUGAGUAAAGCUUUGGCAACUCUGUACAGAAUACCUGUGAAUUUGCGCAAGUUCUAAUUCCUAACCCUUUUUGUACCUUUCUCAUUGAGAAUUUAUAUCCUCUUUAACUGGUUCUAGCCACCACCAGAUCAUUGCUUCUGAAUUGAUUUUUUUUUUGAAGUUAACCAAGAUGUCUAUCAAUGCCGCCUCAGAUUACAGGGGAUGUACGGGAAUGCUGGUGAAAGAUAUGGUCGACAAGCAUUGCUUUCAUCCAAGACGUGUUUACAAGUUCUAGAUGCACAACAUUUUCUGAAUGAGCUUUGUAUUGGAUUGACUCGGAAAAGAUUUCCCAACUAAAAUGGAUUUACCUUUGUGAUUU
Solanum dulcamara is the source of this 2588-nucleotide messenger RNA. RefSeq names its product serine/threonine-protein kinase STY17-like. The coding region runs from base 378 to 2066 and encodes 562 amino acids. The transcript is spliced from 16 exons. Lineage: Eukaryota; Viridiplantae; Streptophyta; Magnoliopsida; Solanales; Solanaceae. The record is from RefSeq and is a predicted model, not a curated record. Gene Ontology annotation, molecular function: ATP binding; protein kinase activity. Gene Ontology annotation, biological process: protein phosphorylation.